AUGGCGGAGUUUGCUGCGACUCAACUCACGUAUAAGAAUCCCUGUGCCUUUGCGCAAAGCAUUUCUUUUUGCGAGACAUCCCAUCUCAACGAGGUCGGCAACAUGACUGUACAGAAAACGACACCUUCAUCCUCCGGCUAUAAAAGCAACGUCAUGACUUCUGGCCAUUCAAAGGGCCGUGUGGUUUGGCCAUCGCCACCUCUGGCUCCGACUGAUGUUGACACCAACUACUACGUUCAGGACUUUACCAUACCGUGUAACUGUUUGGCCGCGGAAUGCACUUCAACAGCAUCUCCCAUUGGCGGGUGGUGUGCUUCCGUGCCUACUAUGGAUCAACCUUUGGAACAGUAUCAAGCUCAAGGAGUGUCCGGCCAUGUCCAGGAUCUCCCCAAAAUCUCCACGCCGAGUCCAUCAGCCGAUCUUGGUCUGGAUAGCACGGACGGAUUUCUUCUUGCCCUCAACUGUGAUAAUGCAGACCCAAGCAGCCACCUGUGGGGAGUUGAUAUCACGCCGUCGAUGAACACAUUUGGGAACAGUCCAGCGUCUCAAUCUGACUCUGCGGUCGACUCGCCAGCGUCAAUGGACACGCAAAAGGACACAACGACUACGAAUCGUCAAAAGUCUCGAUCGGUUCCUUCUUCUUUUGCAUCUCCGCCGUCAGACUCGACCGAUUCUGGGGAAACAGAGAAGCCUGACGAGCCAUAUGCGAAGCUGAUCUAUAAAGCAUUCAUGACUCGCCCAAACUAUUCAAUGACAUUACAGGAAAUCUACCAGUGGUUCCGAGAACAUACUACCAAGGCAGUUACGGAGACUGGUGGUUGGCAAAACAGCAUCCGGCACAACCUGAGCAUGAACGCAGCGUUUAGAAAACGUGACAAGGUAGUCUCCAAGGCUUCACGGAAUCUGUCGAGCACAACUGAGGCGUCAAAACGGGUAAACGAAUGGGUGCUGGAGGACUGGGCUGUUCGCGAUGGAGUGCAGAGCACCACAAGAUACCGACAAAAAUCCUAUGCGAAACGAGCCGGGUCCGCAGGACGAAAUGGCGUCGAGACAUGGGCCGUUGGGCACUCGGUCAAACGAGCACUGUCUGGCCGGAAGGGAGGAUGCGCUACGAGAGCUGCCCGAGUGGGAAGAACAAGUCCGUACGGACAAAUGAUGCAAUUCCCUCACCAAUCUCAGCAAGUGCUUGAUUUCCGAGCAGUUUCGCCCACCUAUGCCUCAGUGGCUGAAAUCUAUGGCAUGAGACCUGCUCUGCCUGGUCAGUAUACUGCCAUGCCUCAGUAUACGUCACUUGACGCCUACCGAGAAGCAAUCAUGGGCAGAUGUGGAGGUGAUGCCACUUCUGAGCCACAGCAGCUGAGACCAGCGGAUUCCAAUUCGCAACAGGUAAUGGCCAACAGCAGUAACGCACGCCACGCCAAUCACGCCGCGCCUUGCGACGAGCCAACUGCACCGAGUACCAGAACGCCGGCUCUUGAUAUGGCAUUUGGUCCCGGCGAGGUCCAACGACUUGCUAGUGUCAAGUAUGAAGACGCCGAGGCCUGUGUGUCUACGUUGCCGACUUGUCGUCCCUAUCAGCCCUUGCAGGGGAGCUCAUACCUCUGGUGGAAUCAAACUGGCCAGUAG
This is a messenger RNA of Metarhizium acridum CQMa 102, 1626 nucleotides long. RefSeq lists its product as uncharacterized. NCBI's taxonomy places the organism in Eukaryota, Fungi, Ascomycota, Sordariomycetes, Hypocreales, Clavicipitaceae. Gene Ontology annotation, biological process: regulation of transcription by RNA polymerase II. The record is from RefSeq and is a predicted model, not a curated record. Gene Ontology annotation, molecular function: DNA-binding transcription factor activity, RNA polymerase II-specific; RNA polymerase II cis-regulatory region sequence-specific DNA binding. Gene Ontology annotation, cellular component: nucleus.